GAGGACCGCUUAGAUUCCCUUCCAUUACCAGUUCAGCGCAUGCACUUAAUUCAGGUGGACUCCGUUCAGCGAUGGAUGGAAGAUUUGAAGUUGAUGACAGACUGCGAAUGUAUGUGUAUUCUCCAGUCCAAGCCCAUCAGCACUGAGAAGAAUGAACAAAAUGAACUUAUGCUUUCCUCACAAUAUAGUACAUGUGAUAACUUGCAGCUGUUAUUAAAAAGAGCUUGGAUCAUAAGCACAGAGCUGACCAGGAUUUCUCAAAAGCUGGAGAAAAAUAGGUGGCAAAGAGUCCAUAGCAUGACAGUGAGAGUCAACUGCCAUGUGCGUUCAAUGAUAAAUGAAUACAAUACGUUCACCAGGAAUUCUUCAGAAGAAAUGCACCAGUUUGAAAAACUUUUAUUAGACAAGUGCUCAGAAUUUACAGCAUUCACAGAAAGGUGCAUACAAACUGAAGAUGAACAGAUACUGAAGUCCAUCAAGUCUUGUGUUAAUGAAACGCUCACUGCUGUUGCUCAGUGUUUUGGCCAGUUGAUAGAACUGGUUUUAACACAUGAGGCACAGAACCUGCUGAGACAAAUAGAAUUGUCAGAUAGUAUGUGCAUCACCGAGUCGGCGAUUAGUAGUUUAUUCAGCCUUACUCAAGAAGGUGCUCAUCUGUGCCGUAUCAUAGCUAAGGUUGAUGGAAUACUGUGCCUGGCUGACAUUCUUACUGAUAAUAGCCAUUCUGAAGCUACUCAUGCCGAAGCAGCAGCAGUAAUUGCACAGAUCACAUCUCCUCAUCUCACAUUCACACAGCAUCUCAGCAGCUUUCUGGAAAAUAUGGAAGAAAUUGUAACAGCACUUGUCAAAUUGUGCCAAGAAGCCUCAUCUGGUGAAGUUUUCCUGCUGGCUUCAGCAGCUCUUGCCAAUAUUACUUUCUUUGAUACCAUGGCUUGUGAAAUACUGCUCCAGUUAAAUGCAAUGAAGAUUCUUCUUGCAGCAUGUUCAGACAAACACAUAGUGGAUACUCCAUAUUCCCGAGAUCAGGUGGUAACAAUCUUGGCAAACAUGUCUGUCUUGGACCAGUGUGCUUCAGAAAUCAUUCAAGGAAAUGGUGUUCAACUUUUAAUGGAAAUGCUGUUUGAAAGGUCAUCUUCAGGAAAUUCAGCAGAAGCUGCUGCUUGUGAGCGAGUCCAACAGAAAUCUGCAGUUACGCUGGCACGACUCAGCCGAGAUCCUGAAGUGGCAGAUGCAGCCGUAAAACUCAGCUGUAUUCCUCGCCUAAUUAAACUUUGCAGAUCACCAACCGAAAGAAACAACAGUGAUUCUGUUUUAGUGGCAUGUCUGGCAGCCUUACGGAGACUAGCAGUUAUGAGUCCUGAUGGACUUGAAGAUUCAGAUUUUCAGCAGCUAGUGAAGCCCAGACUUGUGGAUUCCUUUCUGCUAUGCACAAAUAUGGAAGAGAGCUUUGUAUAAGUGUGAGC
Strigops habroptila (Kakapo) is the source of this 1463-nucleotide messenger RNA. RefSeq names its product INSC spindle orientation adaptor protein (gene INSC). Lineage: Eukaryota; Metazoa; Chordata; Aves; Psittaciformes; Psittacidae. Gene Ontology annotation, cellular component: apical cortex. Gene Ontology annotation, biological process: establishment of mitotic spindle orientation; regulation of asymmetric cell division; asymmetric cell division. The coding region runs from base 40 to 1455 and encodes 471 amino acids. The record is from RefSeq and is a predicted model, not a curated record. The transcript has 11 exons. Gene Ontology annotation, molecular function: cytoskeletal adaptor activity; protein binding.